Messenger RNA from Hyalella azteca, 782 nucleotides. RefSeq lists its product as uncharacterized. The coding region runs from base 3 to 770 and encodes 255 amino acids. The record is from RefSeq and is a predicted model, not a curated record. Gene Ontology annotation, biological process: sulfur compound metabolic process; N-acetylglucosamine metabolic process. The transcript has 2 exons. NCBI's taxonomy places the organism in Eukaryota, Metazoa, Arthropoda, Malacostraca, Amphipoda, Hyalellidae. Gene Ontology annotation, molecular function: N-acetylglucosamine 6-O-sulfotransferase activity.
CGAUGGCGCCCUCCACUACACAUUUACAUGCAGUGUCGGUGGCUGCGCUGCUGCUCAUUUUGGUCGUCUAUUGCCAUGCACCAGCUAAGCGAUGGCUAGAAAUGGGCAUAGACCAAACGUUGCCGAAGACAAAUGAGAAAUUCCCUCGCCAUGAAGAAGUGAAUACCACUUAUCCUCGAGCGAUCGCUCGCAUCCAUCGCUCUCAAAAGAUCAUCAUCGUUUGGACCCAGCCAAGAUCAGGAUCUUCUUUCACAACUGAUUUAAUUUCCAAAAUUCCUCACUCCUUCGUCCUAUUUGAACCUGUCAGCUCCAGGAUCAGAUACAAAUUUUACCAAAAACCAGUGACGAACAUAACAGAAUACCAAUCGCUUGAAAUGGUCGUUCAUUGCAAAUUCGAUUUUUCGAUGACGUUCAUUGACGAUCUGGACCACGAUUUCUGCUUCACUAUCAAUGACCUACCGCAACCUUCGUGCAACACGCCGGAGUUUCUGACGGAAAAUUGCAGACGUUCUCGAGUGCUGUUGCUCAAGGUGGUGACGCCAAGACUCGUUCUCGCCGAGCGCCUGCUUGCGGAGUACCCACAUCUUAACAUCAAAAUCAUCCACCUGAUACGAGACCCAAGAGCAAUAAUUGCGUCUGCCCGCAGAAUGCCCUGGGACAAGAACAUAAGCCUAAACGAUGAAAACAUUUUGUGUUCCAACCUGAGGAGCGACAUGAAGACUGGGGAUGUGAUAGAGAGAACUCACCCGAACAGGUUGGUCUUCAAUUAACUUACCAACUUU